AUGUCAGCAGUCAGGGACAAGGAACAGCCGGAAGCCGCCCCGGCAGCCCCGGCAACAGCAGCCGAGGACAAACCAGCCCCCUCGAUAGCGCCGGAGCAGAUCGCCAUCGUCAAAUCCACUGCGCCUGUGCUCAAGGAGCAUGGCGUGACCAUCACGACGGUGUUUUACAAAAACAUGAUCGACGCGCACCCGGAGCUGCACAAUAUCUUUAGCACCACCAGCCAGGCGACAGGCGCGCAGCCGCGGGCUCUCGCCAACGCCGUCCUCGCCUACGCCACCUAUAUCGACGACCUGCCGAAGCUGUCGCACGCCGUCAGCCGCAUCGCCCACAAGCAUGUGUCGCUCCAAGUGAAGCCGGAACAGUACGACAUCGUCGGCAAGUACUUGAUCGAGGCCAUCGGGCAGGUCCUGGGGGACGCCGCCACGCCCGACAUCGUCGACGCCUGGAUCGCGGCGUACGGCGUCCUUGCCAACGUCUUCAUCGGCGUCGAGCGCAAGAUGUACCAGGAGCACAGCGGCUGGCUGGGCUUCCGCAAGUUCAGGGUUCUGCGCAAGGAGGUUGAGGCUGAAUCCAUCACCUCCUUCUACCUGACGCCCUCGGACGGCAGGACGCCGCUCCCCCGGUUCCUGCCGGGCCAGUACGUCAGCGUGCAGCUCUUCGUCCCGCAGCUGGGGUACCUGCAGAGCAGGCAGUACAGCCUGAGCGAGGGCUACAGAAAGGGAGGAGAGUACUACAGGAUCAGCGUCAAGCGCGAGGAGGGCAUCGCGGUCGGCGCGCCGGGCAUCAUCAGCAAUAUGCUGCACGACCACAUCGGCGUCGGCGACGAGGUCGAGGUCUCGCACCCGCAGGGCGAGUUCUUUGUCGACCCGGCCGACGAGACCAAGGCCGGCGCGCCGCUCGUCCUGCUGUCGGCCGGCGUGGGCGCCACCCCGCUGCUCUGCAUCCUCGAGAGCGUGACCGUGGCCGACGGCGGCGUCCCGGCCUCGGCGGCGACGCGGCCCAUCUCGUGGAUCCACGCGUCGCGGUCCCGCGCCCAGAGGCCGUUCGAAGCGCGCGUGGCCGAGAUCCAGAGGGCGGUCGGGGAGGACCGCCUGCGCGCCAGGUUGUUCCUCGGCAAGAUUGACCCGGAAAAGGACGUCACCAACCAGCACUUCCACUUUGGCGGCGGCAGGAUGGACCUCGGCAAGCUGGACGCGGACAACGACCUGCACACGGCGGACGCCAGGGCUGAGUACUACCUCUGCGGACCCGAGGGCUGGAUGCUGGACACGAGGGAGAAAUUGGAGCAGAUGGGCGUGGCGCGCGAGCGGAUCCACCUCGAGCUGUUCGCCACGGGUGACGUCCAGUAG
Molecule: messenger RNA, 1350 nt
Organism: Pyricularia pennisetigena
Lineage: Eukaryota; Fungi; Ascomycota; Sordariomycetes; Magnaporthales; Pyriculariaceae
Exons: 1
Coding region: 1-1350 (449 amino acids)
Biological process (GO): nitric oxide catabolic process; cellular response to nitrosative stress
Cellular component (GO): intracellular anatomical structure
Molecular function (GO): heme binding; oxygen binding; FAD binding
Source: RefSeq, a predicted model, not a curated record